This is a messenger RNA of Chenopodium quinoa (quinoa), 2838 nucleotides long. RefSeq names its product cytokinin dehydrogenase 1-like. Gene Ontology annotation, molecular function: FAD binding; cytokinin dehydrogenase activity. The coding region runs from base 1082 to 2662 and encodes 526 amino acids. Lineage: Eukaryota; Viridiplantae; Streptophyta; Magnoliopsida; Caryophyllales; Amaranthaceae. Gene Ontology annotation, biological process: cytokinin metabolic process. The transcript has 5 exons. The record is from RefSeq and is a predicted model, not a curated record.
UUAAUAUGAAUAUACUUCUCUGUAUUCUUCUCAUUGAUAUUCACGGCCAAAUACAUGUAUAUAUACUAUUAGGGUAACAAAACCCCUAAUAUUCUACCAUAUCUUUUCACAAGAUAUAUUUCCUAAAAUAUAGCACAAUUAUAUCACAAUAAUAUCUCCAAUACCCCCCUCAAGUUGGAGCAUCGGGUCACAAAUGCCCAACUUGCGGAGUAAAAAUUCAAACUUGACCUUAUAUAUAUUACUAGGGUAACAAACCCCUAAUAUUCUACCAUAUCUUUUCACAAGAUAUAUUUCCUACAAUAUAGCACAAUAAUAUCUCCAAUAAAUAUAUAUAUAUAUAUAUAUAUAUAUAUAGGGUCAAAUGAGAAGUUUCUUAAAAUGAGAAGAAUGAGAAAGAUUUUAUAUGCAUAAAAUUUUCACUAAAUGUGCAUAUUUUUUGAAUAAAAUGUACAAAAAAAAAAAAAAAAUUUGACCGAAAUUGAAUGUGCAUAUUUUUUGCACAUAAUGUGCAUAAGUUCUCGUUUUUCCAGAAUUUGCUAAAAAAGUAUCAGGUUCAAAAUCAAAUAUGCACUUUUAGUUCAAAAUAAAUGCACAUUUCAUGCUUCUCAUUGGAUCUAUAUAUUUCAAAAACAAGUUGAUAAAAUCCACUUCAAGUCAAUAAUAAAGAGAAAUUACCUUACAAUUACCAAAUUGCUAUGUCUAUUGUUUGCAUUAACGCGGUAACGUCAUUGUACUAAAGUAUAACUUUUUCUUGAAAUCAAUUUUUGUUUACUUUAUGUAACAAUUACGAAGUACUAAUGAUGUAGGUUACAAUAUUAAUUCAACUUGACCUAUAAUUUUUUGGAAAUGUAAAUUAUGUUACGUAUUAAACUUUAACUCAUCAACUCAACUUAGUAACAUACACAGCUCAAUACCUUCCAUAUAAAUUCCCACCAUCACUCUUUUCUUCUAAACCUCUUCUUUUGCGUUGUUUCGCAAAUAUAAACCCAACCAUUUCCACAAAUACACAUCCUCAACUUUUUCUUCUAUAAAUUUUAUAGCUUAAACAACAUAAAAGCACUCAUAAAAGCACAUUGCAAAAAUGGUGGCACAUAGUUUUAAGCCGUUGCUAAACAUUUUCGUAGUUCUCUUAUUAAACAUCAACCUUUGUUCGUAUUUUUCUCAUGCAAAUCCAAAUUCUGCAAACUCAAGCUCACAUGAUCUAGUAUCACCGUUGAAGGGACUUAAACUAAAUGGUUCGUUCGAAUUCAGUAACACUAGCGUUGUAGCAUAUGACUUUGGUAAUAGAUUUCAUUUCCUACCCUUGGCAGUUCUAUUACCAAAAACAGUCUCUGAUAUAUCCACGACAAUCAAAUAUGUUUUCGGCUUAGCCAAUAACUCAGAGCUCACCAUUACAGCAAGAGGCCACGGUCAUUCACUUCAAGGUCAAUCACAAAAUAAUGGUGGCAUAGUCAUCAGCAUGGAAGCACUAGAAGAACAAAAGAUGUAUAUUCAAACAGGGGAUUUACCCUAUGUUGAUGUUUCGGGUGGUGAAUUAUGGAUAAAUAUUCUACAUGAGACGGUGAAACAGGGAUUAACUCCUAAGUCAUGGACCGACUACCUUUAUUUAUCUGUCGGAGGAACCCUUUCAAAUGCUGGGAUUGGUGGUCAAGCAUUCAAAUAUGGACCUCAAAUAAAUAAUGUCUAUCAAUUGGAAGUUGUCACAGGAAAGGGAGAUAUAGUGAAUUGUUCUGAGAAAGAAAACGCCGAUCUCUUUCAUGGUGUUCUUGGGGGACUAGGACAGCUUGGUAUCAUCACUAAGGCUAGAAUAUCACUUGAACCGGCUCCCAAAUUGGUAAAAUGGAUUAGAGUGCUCUACUCGAAUUUCAAAUUAUGCACCAAGGAUCAAGAGCAACUAAUAUCGUUGAAUAAUACAUUUGAUUAUAUUCAAGGAUUCGUCAUGACAGGUUUGAGUUCAACCCUUAGUCGUACAAAACCUCUGCAGGCUGGUCCUCCUUCAAGAUCUGAAGGCAAAAUUCUCUACUGUCUAGAAGUAGCGAAGUACUUCAAUCCUGAGGAUGCAAACACAACAAACCAGUUUACAGAAAAUAUUUUGUCAUCAUUAAACUACAUCCCACACACAAUUUUUCUAACAGAUGUACCAUAUGUGGAUUUCCUCGACCGAGUUCACCUAUCAGAUUUAAAACUCAAAGAGAAAGAUUUAGCGAAUGUAACACAACCUUGGUUGACUGUUCUUGUUCCUAAGAGUAACAUACAGAGCUUUGCAAAAGAAGUUUUUGGUAAUAUCCUCGCCAACACAAGUUAUAAUCCAAUCCUUAUCUAUCCAUUCAACCAGUCAAGUUGGAAGCACAACACAUCUAUGGUCACACCAGCCGAAGAUAUUAUCUACCUAGCAGCAUUUCUAACAUCUGCACCCUCAUCUUCUUCGGGACCAGAUGGACUUGAUAACAUUUUAACAAUCAAUAAAAGAAUACUAGAUUUCUGUGAGACGGCCAACCUGGGGGUAAAGCAAUAUCUUCCGUUUUAUGAAACUCAAGAUGAAUGGCGAGCUCAUUUUGGGGAUAGAUGGGAAGUUUUUGCACAGAGGAAAUCAACUUUCGACCCUCUAUCAAUACUUGCACCAGGGCAAAGAAUCUUCAGCAGAGGACCAGUUUCUUCAUGAUAUUGGUUGCCAAGCACAUCACCUUAAUUAAGAGCUUGAUUCUGUGACAAGACAACAACCAUAUAUCUACAACCUACAAGUUCAUGGAAUACAACCUUUAUUGAUGUGCACAACUGAAGCUUUUUCAUUCGAAACUUUUUUUUUUAAUCAAGAAAUCCAAUUAUUUUUGUAUGAAA